Messenger RNA from Cimex lectularius (bed bug), 1455 nucleotides. RefSeq names its product translation initiation factor eIF-2B subunit beta (gene eIF2Bbeta). NCBI's taxonomy places the organism in Eukaryota, Metazoa, Arthropoda, Insecta, Hemiptera, Cimicidae. The transcript has a single exon. Gene Ontology annotation, cellular component: eukaryotic translation initiation factor 2B complex. Gene Ontology annotation, biological process: translational initiation. Gene Ontology annotation, molecular function: guanyl-nucleotide exchange factor activity; translation initiation factor activity. The record is from RefSeq and is a predicted model, not a curated record. Bases 340 to 1386 code for a protein of 348 amino acids.
UACAUUUUUUUAUAUUUUCAAAUUUGUUCGUUAUGCUCUGAAAAAUUAUUUGUAAAUUAAUUCCUAAAUUAUUAGGAAAUGGUAUUUGAAUCGUACCUAUACCAUCGCAUGCCAAGGUACAUGCCUAAUUCCCUACUUAUCUACAAAUAGGUAAGGAUUAAGGUUAUACCAGGCUAUCUUUUGGCCAAAUUUUGCUGUCAGUUUUUUAAAAAUUGAUUUGUUGUAAUCUCAAAUCAUCACGUCCGUUAAUUUUCUCUUUUCAGUGUACACCUCAUAAUUAGUUGUUUUAAGCACGUUGGUAAAUAGUUAAAUAAAAUUUGUAUUAAUUUUUAAAGGACAAUGAGCCAAAACAAAGCAGUGGACGUCGAAAGGCGAAUCGAUGAUUUUUUAAUGGACUAUGAGUGCUGCAAGCAGUCAGACUCUCUCGUUUUGGAAGCAGUAAAAGUGUUCUCCGACGUUAUUAAUUAUUCCAAAUGGGAAACGGCCAGUGAGCUGCUGGACAUGGUGAAGAAAAACGGAAGGAAGAUAAUGAAGCAGAUGCCGAUGGAAUCAUCCGUAGGUAAUAUCGUAAGGAGAAUACUUAAAAUAAUAAGAGAAGAGUAUAUGUCUUUGGACAAGAACAAGCAGGACGAGACUUACGAGGAGUCCCUUCAUAAGAUUGUAACGAGCGAAGGUAACAGUGACGACUACAGUAAGGUAUUACCGAGGCUAGGACCGGCCAUCGUAGACCAUCUAAAUGAGUUGGAAUUAGAAGUGGAAACCAGUUCAGAAAAUAUUUCACAGCAGGCUGUCGAACAUAUACAUUCAAAUGAGAUCAUAAUGACCCUGGGGAUGUCUGACACUGUGUUAAAAUUCCUCAAAGAAGCUGCAAAGAAGAGAAAGUUUGAAGUGAUUGUCUCAUCCACAGAGCCGUCCAAGGAUGGGAAUUGCAUGGCGCUCAAGCUCUCGAAGCUGAAAAUACGCACCACCCUUAUACCGGAUUCCGCGAUAUUUGGUAUAAUGUCGAGAGUGAACAAGGUGAUAAUCGGGACGCACACGGUCAUGGCGGACGGAGGGCUGAGGUCGUCUUGCGGUACUCGGCUUGUCGCCUUGGCUGCGACGCAUUACUCCGUUCCUGUCCUUGUACUGGCACCCCUGUAUCAACUCUCGCCUAAGUAUUACUGCUCCCCUGAACAGAACAGUUUUAAUAGUUUUAUAUCGCCUGAAGGUGUUCUCGCGUAUUCGGAUGGUGACUUGCUUACGAAAGUCCAUACAUACAAUCCUCGUUAUGAUUAUGUACCACCAGAUUUGGUCACUCUCUUCAUAUCGAACAGUGGAGGUCAUGCCCCAUCAUACGUCUAUAGGCACCUCAGUGAGUUGUAUCAUCCAGAAGACUCUGAACUUUGAUGCAAAUCAUAUCAAAAAAAUACAUUUUGUAAAUACACAAUAAUUAAAUUCGUUUGUAUUGUUUUAUAA